Messenger RNA from Vitis riparia (riverbank grape), 831 nucleotides. RefSeq names its product selenoprotein F. The transcript is spliced from 4 exons. Gene Ontology annotation, molecular function: oxidoreductase activity. NCBI's taxonomy places the organism in Eukaryota, Viridiplantae, Streptophyta, Magnoliopsida, Vitales, Vitaceae. Gene Ontology annotation, cellular component: endoplasmic reticulum lumen. The coding region runs from base 56 to 571 and encodes 171 amino acids. The record is from RefSeq and is a predicted model, not a curated record.
UACGGAUUCUUUUGGAGGGGGAGAGUUGUAGAGAGAGAGCGAGAGGGGGAAAGAGAUGGCGGGGAAGAUGUACGGAACCUUGUUGUCGUGGAUGUGGAUGUGGAUGUGGAUGUGGAUGUGUUUUCUGGUAGUGGUACCAUUGGCGUCAUCAUCAAGAGAAGUUUUGAGUUCCAAGGAAUGCGAGAAUCUGGGGUUUUCUGGUCUCGCUCUCUGCUCCGACUGCAAUACCUUCGCCGAGUAUGUCAAAGACCAAGUGUUAGUAUCUGAUUGUUUGAAGUGUUGCACAGAGGAUUCUGAUGAUUCCAUGAGCAAGAUUACCUAUUCCGGUGCAAUACUGGAGGUGUGCAUGAGGAAACUGGUUUUCUAUCCCGAAGUUGUUGGUUUUAUUGAAGAAGAGAAGGAUAAAUUCCCUUCUGUCAAAGUCCAGUACCUAUUCAAUUCUCCCCCAAAAUUGAUCAUGUUGGAUGAUGAUGGCCAACACAAGGAAACCAUAAGGAUUGACAAUUGGAAACGUGAACAUAUACUGCAAUUCCUGAGAGAGAAGGUCAAGCCUGCUUCAUCAGCAAUCUAACCAGGCAGUUCAGCAAAUAACCAAUUUGGUCGCCUCCUCCUGCAUCUUAAUUAUGAAGAAAUAGACAGUAAAAAUGAACAUCCAUUAUCAUUUUCUUUUCUUUUUCAUCCAAAAAUUGGUAAGCCAGGGCUUUCAAGAACAAACACAUAUGCCUUCUGAGAACUUUUAACAUAUCUAUACUUAGAUUUUUUGAGAGCUUUCAAGAACAAACUUAUAUGCUUUUUGAGAUCUUUAAUAUAUCUGUGGUUAGAUUUUUUUGA